This is a messenger RNA of Daucus carota subsp. sativus, 1640 nucleotides long. RefSeq lists its product as uncharacterized. The record is from RefSeq and is a predicted model, not a curated record. NCBI's taxonomy places the organism in Eukaryota, Viridiplantae, Streptophyta, Magnoliopsida, Apiales, Apiaceae. The coding region runs from base 108 to 1373 and encodes 421 amino acids. The transcript is spliced from 10 exons. Gene Ontology annotation, cellular component: cytoplasm.
GGUAAUUUGUAGUUACCACGUAAACGUAACUACAAAACCUGAAAAACAAACGAGCCUAAACCCUGAUAAACCCUAAUCCCCUUUACUCAUUCAAUACCCACAGAAAAAUGGCCCGUCAGAAUGACCAAACCGGAGAUUCUUCCGUCGAAAAUCUCCGGCGAACUCUUCGAAUCACAUCUCUUGACGACGACGAUGACGAAGACGACGAAUCUCCACCUAACAACACCACCAAUCUCAUCAAUCGUAUGGACGAAGAAGACGAAGACGAUGAAGAAGACGAAGAAGAUGAAAUGACAGUAACGAUAGGGUUUGUCGAAAAGCCCAAACAUGAUUGGUCACUUCUUCCGCAUUUAUUUCCCAGCAAAGCUGGUGGCUUUCCGGCUUGGUUGGAUCCGAUUAAUUUGCCGUCCGGUAGCUCCUCUGUUUGUGGCAUUUGUGGUGAUCCUUUGCAGUUUUUGCUUCAGGUAUAUGCACCCCUUUUUGAAAAGAAAUCAACAUUCCACCGAACUUUAUUUGUAUUCAUGUGCCCGUCUAUGAAGUGUCUUUUGCAAGAUCAACAUGAGCAGUGGAAACGCCCUUCAGAUAAUCCAUCUAGAAGUGUGAAGGUAUACCGUUGCCAGUUGCCUCGCUCCAAUCCUUUCUACUCUAGCGAACCUCCAAAACAUAAUGGGACAGACAAACCGUCCGAGGUUAAAGCUGCAUUAUGCAGUUGGUGUGGGACCUGGAAAGGAUGCAGUGUUUGUGGAAAUUGCAAAAUAGCACGUUACUGUUCUGAGAAGCAUCAGGCUGCUCACUGGUGCAAAGGUCAUAAUAAUGAAUGUCGAAAAUUGGCCAUUGAUCCUCAGAAUUCUAGUUCUUGCUCUGUUGCAAGCAACAGUAUCUGGCCACAGUUUGAGAUCGUUAAUGAGGAUGAACCUGAAAUUGACACGAUGUCUGAGAAUGGUGGUUAUGCCACUGCGUUGGCAUCAGUAAGCCAUGUGGAUGAAGGCUUAAAUUCACUCAUCGACAGUUUUGAGGCAGAUGCUGACAAAAAAAGUUGGGCUACAUUCCAGGAGCGAGUUUCAAGGUUCCCUGAGCAAGUUAUAAGGUACUGUAGGUAUGCUAGAGCCAAACCUUUAUGGCCCAUGUCAAGUGGGCGGCCGUCAAACACUGACGUUCCUAAAUGCAGCUACUGUGGUGGACCUCGCUGCUUUGAGCUUCAGAUUUUGCCACAGCUACUUUACUACUUUGGUGUCCAAAAUGAUGUGAAUUCUCUUGAUUGGUCAACCAUUGUCAUAUAUACAUGCGAAGCCUCUUGUGAUGAAGGCGUUGUUUACAAAGAGGAAUUUGCUUGGGUUCAACUUCCCUCUCAAUCCACCACAACAGUUGGAUGAUAUAUUCUUCGAUGUUCUCUGCCUCUUUAUUAUUAUUAUUAUUUUUUUCCUUUUCUCAUUUUGGAAUGGGGGUUGUGUUAUAUAAAAGCUGGGAGAGAAUAAUGUAAUAACUUCACCACUGCUAAUCGAGCACAAUACAAUAGUGCAAGGGAAUGGCACACAAAACAACAAGUUAGUUUCUCUACUUUAUUGUGAGAACCCAGGCUGCCAUUAAGCACAUGGAUGUUAUAUGUAUAUUUUUUUAUACUGCAUGUUUUUUUUAUGUAA